Paramecium octaurelia is the source of this 2156-nucleotide messenger RNA. The record is from the annotation of a GenBank genome assembly. Lineage: Eukaryota; Ciliophora; Oligohymenophorea; Peniculida; Parameciidae.
AUGAUUAGAAAUUUAAUAAAGAAAGCCGACCUGCUUGUUGAUCCCUAUGAAUUUAAUAUUUCAUAAAAAGAGAAAUCUUUAACUCCGAUAGGUUAUAUAUAAUUUUAGUUUUAGGAGGUUUCAUAAGUAUGCUCCUCUUAAUUUUCACUUCUUUUUAUAUCGUUGGAGUAUUUCAGAGAAGCAUUCAAAAUCAGAACACUAUAUAUGCUGGUACAGAAAGCGAUAAAAACACUGAAUUUGUAUUGAGUAAUGAAAAUACGAUAUUUUCCAUUGAAUUAUCUACUCUAGAUGGAAAAAUUUUGAACAAUAAUACAAAUGUUAAAGAGUAAAUUAAAAGAUGAUUAUUCUAGUUAUUUUACGUUAACUGCAUAGUAUAUUCAAUAAUAAAGAGUCGAAGGUAAAAUAGGAUUUACAAGAAAUUACAGUUCAUUAAAUUAAUCCAAAUGCUCUACAGAAAAGGUCCAACAAUUCAAUUUUAAUUCAGCAUCAAUGACUGAAGAAUAAAAAGAAAAUUUAAUUUGUUUUGAUGGUGAUUUCACAUUACAAGGACAAUUCUACGAACCAUAUUUUGCUUACAUCAAAUUAACUGUAAGUGUAUGCAACAACUCAACUAGCAAAACAUGCAAGACUUCUAAAGAAAUUGAAAGUUUCAUCAAUAAAGGGUAAGAAUGUUGAAUAAUAUAAGUGUUAAUGUGGAUAUGUUCAUAAAAGGGUCGAAAAUUAAACAAUCCUUAAACAGUUCAAGUCCAGCAGAUAUAUUCUCUACUAAUAUAUUUUGGAGAUUAACAACUGGUAUUGGUGACAACGAAGAUAUUUAUAUGCAACCAUUAUAAAUGGAUUUAAGUAAAUUACAUUUAAAUAUCUAAGAAAAAAUAUAAUUUUUCAGCGAUAUUUUUAACAUUGAAAAUUCUGAGAGAUUAUAUAAUGGGUCAGUAGUUGAACGGUAAGAAAGGAGACAAGAACCUAUAUCGAUAAAUUCAGGGGUAGGAUUAUGCACAUUUUAUCUCAGGUAUUACGUUAAUGAAAUUUUAGAGCUUCAUCUGAUACUUCCUUUUACUUUGUUAUACAAUAGGAUUUACCCUCUAUUAUAUUAUCUGCAGUCUCUGAAGCAACGGCAUUGUUUUUGGCUGUUAUGCAGAUAGUCAAAAUAUUUUAUAGAUUUUAUAAUCAACAUAAGACCUUUGAAAUACUUAUGAAUUCAGUUUUUAAAUUUGAUUUAAAAAGUGUUUAAAAGAGAAAGUAAUCAUAUGUAAAUUAAUCAUAAACACCUGGGAAGAUGUAGUCAUCAGUAAAGAAUACAAAAAAACUAUUAUAACAGGUAAUUUUUGCAUAUUUAUCAAGAUCUUUGAUUAUACAAUAAAUUACUCGUUUUCUUAAUACAUAUUUUACAUCAUAAGAAAAUACUUCAAAAGCUGUAAAAAAAAUUUGGAAGAUGAAAAAGAAUUGGUGAUUUCGUAAAUAGCAAAAUCUAAGAUUGAAUUCGAUUUAGAUUUAACUAAUAUUUUAAAAAAAUUAUAUGAGAUAGAUUGCUUAAAGUUAUUUUUGUUUGAUGAUGAUCAGCUUAUGCUAUUCAAUUCAUUUUGUUCGCCCGUGUUCUAAGAUUAAAUGACUGAUCAGAAAGAGUUAUUCGAUAUCUUGACUGCAAGCAAGUAGAAUAAAUCGAUAAAUCAAUUACAACUAAAUUAAGCUCAUAUAGAUAAUAAUUAAAACAUCAUCAAGUAUGCAGCCACUUCAACAAGUAUUAUUGUGUGAUAAUAUUUAUAGUACCUAUUAAUGUCCGAUUAGCAAAACUGACAAGAUUCUUUAAGGCGUAACUUGGAGCAGAAAAUGCUUAAGAUUUAGUUGAUAAUUUUCAGAAGAUCACUGAAAAUAAGAAUAAAAAUUGGUAGCUUAAUGAUUAAUUAAUGCAAUUUGCUAUGUAGAAUAAAAGCUUAUUUAAUUUGGUUUAAUAAAAUUAUACAACGAAUUUACAAUAGUAAAAUGAAGAUGAGCAAAAAUAUUUAGAAGAUCAAAUUAGAUUAGAUGUACCAAAUGAAUUGGAAGAAGGCAGGAAGAACUCUGAAGUAGUUGGUAGCAAGGAAUCAGGUCAAAGUUUAAAGGAUCUAGAGAUACACCAAUCUCCAGAUUGUUUAUAGAAUAGACUUUAAUAACCUUGA